Molecule: messenger RNA, 3635 nt
Organism: Callorhinus ursinus (northern fur seal)
Lineage: Eukaryota; Metazoa; Chordata; Mammalia; Carnivora; Otariidae
Gene: DTNA
Product: dystrobrevin alpha
Biological process (GO): synaptic signaling
Cellular component (GO): synapse; plasma membrane
Molecular function (GO): zinc ion binding
Source: RefSeq, a predicted model, not a curated record
AGACACAGUAUACACCAGGAUCUAGAAGCUGGAUUUUAAACUCCUAUCGCUCCCUAGAAUUUGAGAGAGUUCUGUUGUGAUCUCUGUAGUAAUUAACAAUUUGGCCAAAGUUGGUUUUCAAGUGACUGUGCUAAGAAUUCAUGUAUGGUCUGGAUGUCCUGGAACGAAAAGGAUUUAGGAGCUCUAGGAUAAAUAAGAUUUACCAAUCCCUGGAUGAAGUGCUUGGGAAAUCUUUAGAUGCCAUAGUCAACCGCCAUUUCAAAGAAGAGGAAAUAGAUGGUUUUGGAAAGUUCAUGCUGUUUCUUCACUGAAUUUUAGAAUGAUUGAAGAUAGUGGGAAAAGAGGAAAUACCAUGGCAGAAAGAAGACAGCUGUUUGCAGAGAUGAGGGCUCAAGAUCUGGAUCGUAUCCGACUCUCCACCUACAGGACAGCAUGCAAGCUUAGGUUUGUUCAGAAGAAAUGCAACUUGCACCUGGUGGACAUUUGGAAUGUCAUAGAAGCAUUGCGGGAAAAUGCUCUGAACAACCUGGACCCGAACAUAGAACUCAGUGUGGCCCGCUUGGAGGCUGUGCUAUCCACCAUUUUCUACCAGCUCAACAAACGGAUGCCAACCACUCACCAAAUCCAAGUGGAGCAGUCCAUCAGCCUCCUGCUUAACUUCCUGCUGGCAGCCUUUGAUCCGGAAGGCCAUGGUAAAAUUUCAGUAUUUGCUGUCAAAAUGGCUUUAGCCACAUUGUGUGGAGGGAAGAUCAUGGACAAAUUAAGAUAUAUUUUCUCCAUGAUUUCUGACUCCAGUGGGGUGAUGGUUUAUGGACGAUAUGAUCAGUUCCUACGGGAAGUUCUCAAACUACCCACAGCCGUUUUUGAAGGUCCUUCAUUUGGUUAUACAGAACAGUCAGCGAGAUCCUGUUUCUCUCAACAGAAAAAAGUCACCUUAAAUGGUUUCUUGGACACGCUCAUGUCCGACCCUCCCCCCCAGUGUCUGGUCUGGCUGCCCCUUCUGCAUCGACUGGCGAAUGUGGAAAACGUCUUCCAUCCAGUUGAAUGUUCCUACUGCCACAGUGAGAGCAUGAUGGGCUUCCGCUACCGAUGCCAACAGUGUCACAACUAUCAACUCUGUCAGGACUGCUUCUGGAGGGGACAUGCCGGCGGUUCCCAUAGCAACCAGCACCAAAUGAAAGAGUACACCUCAUGGAAAUCCCCUGCUAAGAAGCUAACUAAUGCAUUAAGCAAGUCUCUGAGCUGUGCUUCCAGCCGUGAACCCUUGCACCCCAUGUUCCCUGACCAGCCUGAGAAGCCACUCAACUUGGCCCACAUUGUGCCGCCCAGACCUGUAACCAGCAUGAAUGACACGCUCUUCUCCCACUCAGUCCCCUCAGGAAGUCCUUUUAUUACCAGGAGGUUACCUGAGGGGAUAAGUGCAUCCAGCCCCGGGGCUGAGGAGCAUUCACUCAUAAAGCUGUAUGUAAAUCAGCUUGACCACAGCCCACGCUCUCCUCCCAAGGACAGUGAAGUAGAGCAGAACAAACUGCUGGCUAGGGCUGCUCCAGCUUUUCUGAAGGGCAAAGGGAUACAAUACAGCCUGAAUGUGGCAGACAGGCUAGCUGAUGAACAUGUUCUCAUCGGGUUGUAUGUCAACAGGCUCCGGAACAACCCAUCAUGUAUGCUUGAGAGUUCAAACAGGCUUGAUGAAGAACACAGGCUGAUCGCCAGGUACGCGGCAAGACUGGCAGCAGAGUCCAGUUCUUCGCAGCCGACUCAGCAGCGGAGUGCUCCUGACAUCUCCUUCACCAUUGAUGCAAACAAGCAGCAGAGGCAGCUGAUCGCAGAGCUAGAAAACAAGAACAGAGAAAUCUUACAGGAGAUCCAGAGGCUGCGGCUAGAGCAUGAACAAGCCUCUCAGCCCACCCCAGAGAAGGCGCAGCAAAACCCCACUCUGCUGGCCGAGCUCCGGCUCCUCAGACAGCGCAAGGAUGAGCUGGAACAGAGAAUGUCUGCUCUCCAGGAGAGCCGGAGAGAGCUAAUGGUCCAGUUAGAAGGUCUCAUGAAGCUACUAAAGACGCAGGGGGCAGGUUCUCCUCGCUCCUCCCCCAGCCACACCAUCAGCAGGCCCAUCCCCAUGCCGGUGCGCUCCGCGUCUGCCUGCUCCAGCCCGUCGCACACGCCUCAGGACUCCCUCACGGGGGUCGGGGGAGACGUUCAGGAGGCCUUUGCGCAAAGUUCAAGAAGAAAUUUAAGGAAUGACUUACUAGUAGCAGCAGAUUCCAUCACGAACACCAUGUCCUCUCUCGUGAAAGAGCUGAAUUCCGAGGUGGGGAGUGAAACAGAGAGUAACGUGGAUUCUGAAUUUACACGGACUCAGUUUGAGGAUCUGGUUCCAUCGCCAACCUCUGAAAAGGCUUUUCUAGCGCAAAUCCACGCCCGAAAACCUGGGUACCUCCACGGCGGCGCCACCCCCAGCACCAUGCGCAGUGACGUGGCCUCAGAAGAUGGGGACCCCUACGUGCGGCCAGAGGAUGAGAACUAUGAAAAUGACUCAGUCCAGCAGCUGGAGAACGAGCUCAAGAUGGAGGAGUAUCUGAAACAGAAGCUGCAGGAUGAAGCCUACCAGGUCAGCUUGCAAGGUUGAAUACAAUAUCCUUUUAUCACUCUCCUCUCAAGCAAGCUAUAGUCAGACAGAUGAUGAAGGUAACACGCAAGCUGGUGAUGAAGGAGAGCCCCGCACCCACCCCCGCAGAGGAGAAGACACCGGCCCAGGAGCAGCCUCAGCGCCCAGAGGUGCCGGCCCGCACAGCAGCUCCUGACAGACCCCCACCCUUAGAGACGCGCUCUGCCGACUGUAGUGCAGUUGACUUUUCGUUCUAAGAUUCGUAGUUCGUAGGUGUGUGUUUUGCGAAGGAAAAAAAAAAAGACUUCUGACUCCUGUUCGAAGCUAACUUAUCAGCUACAUCUUCUGUAACAUGGCUCAUCCCUGAUUAGAAACAAAAACGGCAACCACCACCACACAUACACAGGGAAAGGAAAACCCACAGGCUGAAAACCCACACUGCUCUUACGAUGGCAGUAUUAACAAGCAUUUUAAGCCUUUGCACAUGAUAUUGAACCUGUUCCGUUUACAACGACAAUAUUAAUACUGUUUGUAGCUAGAUGUUUGAUUUCUGAAUUCUUUGAGAUUUUAGCGAACCAGUUUAUUAUACACUGUACAUUUUUUUUUCCACAGCAAUUGGAAAAAAACAACCACUUGCAAUUAUUCACUAACCCCGAAGGAUUUGGUACCUGAGUGUACAAACUCAGAGCCUGGAAGCCAAGAAGGGUCCUUGGCCUGCACUGUCUGCAUUUGUCUCUAAGUCUCUGUGAGCAGUGACUUGAACCAAUCACACCAGGAUAAUCCAGCCUUUGGGGCUUCUUUCCAACUUGGGGUUGUUUUCUUUCAAGAUACUCUAACAAAUCAGCCAUAGAAUUUAGUGUAAAUAUUUUUUCCAAAUAGAUAUCAUAUUCAAAAAGAAAAAAAAAAGGCAACAUUCAAAUGAUAUAGAAUCUAGUUUUUAAAAUCAGCACAGAUCUUCUUAAAAACUGUGAACUAUGUUUUGAAAUACUCGUUGCUAAAGCUGUUUAUAAACCACAGGUGCCAUAAG